Molecule: messenger RNA, 5768 nt
Organism: Polyodon spathula (Mississippi paddlefish)
Lineage: Eukaryota; Metazoa; Chordata; Actinopteri; Acipenseriformes; Polyodontidae
Product: ER degradation-enhancing alpha-mannosidase-like protein 3
Biological process (GO): carbohydrate metabolic process; mannose trimming involved in glycoprotein ERAD pathway; endoplasmic reticulum mannose trimming
Cellular component (GO): endoplasmic reticulum; membrane
Molecular function (GO): calcium ion binding; mannosyl-oligosaccharide 1,2-alpha-mannosidase activity
Source: RefSeq, a predicted model, not a curated record
AGAGGAGGAGGGAGAGGAGAGAGAGAGAGAGGGAGAGGGAGAGGGAGAAGGAGAGGAGAGGAGAGUGCUUCUUGACUCAGGUCAUAUUAGAGCAGAGGGUUAGGGAUAUAGUCUGGUUCAGAAGAGAGAGAAAGAGGGAGAAAAAAGAGAGAGAGAGAGAGAACACUUCUAUAUAAAGAAAGCAUCCGGGAUCGACGCGGAGUGUGUCCGUAUCGAGGAGAUCCCGACGGAGUGUGUGUCACACCUACCCCGCUUCAGAGACAACGCUCUGCAGUCUGAUCAGGGAAACAUUGCCAUGACAGCGCCGGGAUGCCAUGCAGGGUGGCAGGGGAGCACCGUGCUGCUACUGGGAGCCCUCCUGGGACUGGGACACGCCAUGAUCAAAGAGGAGAGACACAAACUCAGGGAUCAAGUAUUGGAGAUGUUUGACCACGCAUAUCAAAACUAUAUGGACCACGCCUACCCUGCUGACGAGCUGAUGCCUCUGACUUGCCGGGGCCGGGUUCGAGGGCUGGAGCCGAGUCGAGGGGAUGUGGACGAUGCGCUGGGCAAGUUCUCCUUGACGCUGAUUGACACAAUGGACACUCUGGCGGUGCUGAAUAAGCCUGCGGAGUUCGAGGAGGCAGUGCGGAGGGUUCUGCGUGAUGUGCGGCUGGAUAACGACAUUGUGGUGUCUGUGUUCGAGACCAACAUCCGAGUGCUGGGGGGUCUGCUGGGCGGGCACUCCAUGGCCCUGAUGCUGCGUGACAGGGGACGCUACAUGCCCUGGUACCAGGAUGAGCUGCUCAGCAUGGCUAAGGAGCUGGGGCUGCGUCUGCUGCCUGCCUUCAACACCUCCAGUGGACUGCCCUACCCCCGGAUCAAUCUGAAGCACGGGCUGCACAGCCCUGAGUCCCGCACCGGCACGGAGACAGACACCUGCACCGCCUGCGCCGGGACCAUGAUACUGGAGUUCGCUGCCCUGAGUCGCUUCACUGGAGAGCCGGUCUUCGAGGCACAUGCGCGCAGAGCCCUGGACUUCCUGUGGGAGAAGCGGCAGCGCAACAGCAACCUGGUGGGAACCACGAUCAACAUCCACACUGGAGACUGGGUGCGGAGAGACAGCGGUGUGGGGGCUGGAAUCGACUCCUAUUACGAGUACCUGCUGAAGGCUUACAUCCUGCUGGGAGAUGACAGCUACCUGGAGCGCUUCAACACUCACUACUCCUCCAUCAUGAAGUACAUCAGCCAGCCUCCACUCCUGCUGGACGUGCACAUCCACAAACCCCUGCUGAACGCGCGCACCUGGAUGGACUCGCUGCUCGCCUUCUUCCCAGGACUGCAGGUGCUGAAAGGGGACAUUAAGCCUGCGAUCGAGACGCACGAGAUGCUCUACCAGGUCAUCAAGAAGCACAACUUCCUGCCGGAGGCCUUCACCACAGACUUCAGGGUGCACUGGGGCCAGCACCCCCUGCGCCCCGAGUUCGCUGAGAGCACCUACUUCCUGUACAAGGCCACAGGAGACCCCUACUACCUGGAGACGGGGAAGACCAUCCUGGAGAACCUGAACAAGUUCGCCCGAGUUCCCUGUGGCUUCGCUGCCAUGAAAGACGUGCGGACCGGCAGCCACGAGGACCGCAUGGACUCGUUCUUCCUUGCUGAGAUGUUCAAGUACCUGUUCCUGCUCUUUGCUGACAAGGAGGACCUGCUGUUUGACAUGGACCACUACCUGUUCACCACCGAGGCCCACCUGCUGCCCCUCUCGCUGUCCACCUGCAACCACACUGGAACCCAGAGGAACACGACUGCCCAGGAGCUGCUGAAUCUGGCUGAUCUGAACGACCAGGUAACUUCGACUGGUCCUGUCCCCAACACACAGGGGCUGUUUCCCAAACGGAACCCUGCCUUCGCACACAGCAUCCGAGAACCAAUCAAGAACACGGUGGACAAGAGCUGCCCCCGGCCCGGGCCCCGCGGGGACUCUGGCCCGCAGCCCCCCCUCCGAGCGAGGGACUUCAUGGCGAACAGUCCCGAGCAGCUGGAGCUCCUGCGCAGGAUGGGGGUCAGUCUGAUCCACCUGAAGGAUGGCCGAGUGCAGCUGGUGCAGCACGCCACGCAGGCUGACAGUGCUGUUGAUGCGGAGGACGGCUUGCGCUUCAUGCAGGAGAUGAUAGAACUCUCCAGCCAGCAGCAGAAGGAGCAGCUCCCCCCUCGUGCUGUGCAAAUCAUCUCGCACCCCUUCUUCGGCAAAGUGGUACUGACCGCGGGACCUGCACAGUUUGGGCUGGACCUUUUCAAAAGCAAUGCAGGGGCGCGGGGGUCUGUGGCGCUGACAGAGCCCUUCAAUGCCUGCUCUGAGGUGACCAACCCAGACCUGCUGGCCGGGCGCAUCGCUCUUGUGCAGAGGGGCCAGUGCAUGUUCGCAGAGAAGGCGAGGAGCAUCCAGCGAGCUGGAGCCAUAGGGGGCAUUGUCAUUGAUGAUAACGAGGGCAGCAGCAGUGACACGGCACCCCUCUUCCAGAUGGCGGGGGAUGGGAAGAGCACUGAUGACAUCACCAUCCCACUCCUCUUCCUGUUCAACAAGGAGGGCAAAAUCAUCCUGGAUGCGCUGAGAGAGUACAGAGAGGUGGAGGUGCUGCUGUCUGACAGAGCCAGGGACAGAGAUGUGAUAUUUAAAGGUAAAACACUCCCCAGCUACAUUCUGGAGAGCAGUGCUGACACUGAGAGUCCCGCCUCCAAACCAGAGGAAUCCUGCUCUGCUUUGGAGAGGGGGGAGUGUGCAGCCAGCCUCCCCCUGCCAGGCACACAGCACGAGGAGGCUGUGGACACAGAGACAGGACUCCAGGGGGACACUGGCCAGGACCCAGAGUCCAUCCUGUCAGACUGGAGAGAGGACCUGGAGGCCUUCCAGCAGAUGGAGAAGGACGAGCUCUGACCACCCCUCUCCCAGGAACACACAUGGUACGAACCAGAACGAGGCAGAGGCAGCUCACUCUGGGAUUGUUCCAAAAGGACUCCAAAAAGCGGGGGAGGAGAGUCUGAGGGAACACAAACACUGUCUUCCAGAGUAUUACAAUAUUCUAUGUUUAUUUGACGGGGAGUAACUAAUGAACAGGAAAUCCAAACGCAGGAAUCGGGGGGGGGGGGGGGGGGCUUCAGGACCUCGAGCUGCAGCACCGUUAAACAGAUUCAAGUAAAUAUAAUCGAGAUGUAUUUUUUAUUUUUGGAUUAUCAUGGGCAGGGAUCUCCAGCCCUGGUUCUGGAGAGCUGCAGGGGCUUCUGCUUUGCAUUUCAACAGAGCUUUCACUCACUUCAUUGAACCAAUUAUUGUCUUAAUUAGUUCAGAUUAACAUGUUCCAGAUCAUUAGCCACUGAUGAUGUAAAGACACCUGGAAGACCUGCAGGACCGGGCUCUGCAGGACCUGGGUGCAGAUCCGGCUCCAGGGUUUCCAAUUGGCUGUGCAGUGGCUGAGCUGCUUCAUGCAUCCCCUUUCUGUUGAUUUCUUACUUUACUGUGAGCGAGUGAGAGUGAGCUGGUGAAAGUGAGUGAGUGGAAGUGAGCUGGUAGCGAUGUGACGGUCAUGCUUCACAUUCCCAGGGUCUGUCGGGAUCGAUCUGCACACAAGAAUAACAAUCCAUUCCCAGUCUCAUUUUUAACAUGCUCUUUUGUGCAUUUGAGCUGCCCACCAGCAGAGGUCAGUAUUGUCUGUUGUGCAUUCUUACCUGGCAUUGAGAGAGUGCUGGCGGUGUAGGACAGGGGCUUUCAUCUGCUGUAGAUUUGUAACUAGGGGAGGGGUGGGUGCUAACCUUGCUAAUAUGACUUGUUAUAUAUGUAAUUAGGUCAUUCUUAUUUUAUUUGAAGGGUGUAUAUUGUGGGCUGAUGGUUUAAAACCCUAAUGCUGCUUCAUCAAACAGGUUCUUUCAGCUUCCAUUGUUAGGAGCGGCUUUUAUCAUUUCAAUGCUGUGGCUGUGCCCCUGUCUGUCACCUUCAUCCCUGCGCAAACAAAGAAAUUUCUAUGCUGUACAUGUCCCUCAGGCAUGGCUGGUUUAACUAUGGGUUUAGUAAGACACCCCUGAGCUUGUGACCUACACACUGUGGCUACUCAAGCUCCUAGUAAAACCUGGAGCAGAUGACUCUGCUAUGCAGUAGGAGUCUUGCUUCCAUGGCUGGUACCAGACCCUGUGCAAUAUGAUCGCUGGAAGCCAGGCUUCUCCGGCACUGUUUCCAGAGUGUGAGGCGAGCUCCCUGAGGGAUUGUCCACAAUGUGUUCUGCUCCAGUCAGCUGGAGGUAUUCCAGUCCAGGUCUUUGUUCCAGCCACACCACCCUGAAUCCCUGCACAGAUCCUGGUAAUGUUAAAGACAGUGCCGAGCGCUCUGCUCAUGGAAACGUUUUGUUAUUUGGGACUUCAAAGGUUUUACUCUGAUCGUUCAGCAUCACAAACAAUGACUGAAAUAAUCCCCGUUCUCUUCAGCCCCCUGAAACAGAGGCUUGACUCUCUCCAGCUCCAACACAAUUAGAUCUGAACUUGUCCUGAUAGGCUCAAAAGUUGAAAAGGCAAUAUAUUAUUUAUCUGAUAUUAAAAAUGAAAACACUGCUGAUCAGGGUUCUAAUCUGGGGAGCGGAGGGUGUGAAAUAGUUUGGUCUUUUCUAAAAGGGGGAACACUACAGAUAACAGAAGUGAUUCUUUUUUGUUUGAUGCAAAAAAAAAAAAAGCUGAAUCGGAUUUGUGUAUAAAACCAGAUUAUUAUUUAAUAAUUGCAGUGAAUGUUUGUAUUCCUUUCUCUGAACUUUCCCUUCCUUUUAUAAGUACUGUAAUUAACAAAGCUGAAUUAAAGGAAAGUUGUUUCAAUGAAAUGCAAGUUUGGGGGUUUUGUUUGUUUCUAGCUGCUAUGCCUGGCUGAAUCGCGAUCUCUCUGUGCUCUAAUAUGUGCUGCAGUGAGGCAGCCCGCUAUACUCCUGCCUCCUGAGCACACGCUUAUCCAGAUACUGUCUAUAGGAGGAGGCAUGAGGCAGUGCAGUCUCAGCCAGGUCUCUCUGAGAUUCUGAUUGUCUUUCCUCUUCUCAGACAGCGACCCUCACCCAUGACCCUCAACUCUCCUCGCGGGAGAGGGUACCAGACUCCCCCCUAGCCCACUGCACCACCUGUCUCCUUGUGACUGCCUAGCAGUCUAACUUUGUAUAAGAGAUUCACUUCCCUUGUCAGAGAUCUCACACUGCUGGAGAUGAGAAUCCUGGCACUGGCUGCACAGUUGCAGUUUCAUGCCACUGAAGAGAGGAGGGAUUAUGACACACACCCAUUAUAGACCAGGGUCAAUGCUAGGAGUGUCCCUCGUCAAGCUGUGGAUUCUGAAGCUGCAUAGCAGACAUGAUUCCACUUCUAGCAGGUUGACUUUGUGUAAAGUUUCAUACCCCCUACCAUUGUAUUGUCUUCACUAAUUCAUUAUUACUAUUGAAACAACAGGAGCGCCAAGCCUUCCUCAAUAGGCAAAGCUAACGCUGCUGUUCAGGGCUCAGCAUGCCUCAGCAUUACAUGCAAGCACUUGGGCCCUCGGGUGCAAAGCAAGACAAGAACCUGGACGUCUUGGCUUUGCAGGAGUGAAGUGAGCUCUGUGAACACCGGCCUUUUCUUUCUGCAGAGGAAAUGGAAGAUUAGCCUGGAAAAGGACAGAGUUCUGAUCAAGGACAGGCAGUGGAGCACAAAAAGGCUUCAAAUCGUAGUUUGAAGUUCUAUGUAUGUGUUUGUAUUUGUACCUGUGAUUACUGCUUGGUUGAAUAAACAGAGUAAGC